UAUCAGACGCUGCUGUAGACUACCAGAAGGAGACGUGACUCUUGAAGCCGGAAGCUAUUUGUUUCAUCAAGAUGCAGAUCUUUGUGAAGACCCUCACUGGAAAGACCAUCACUUUGGAGGUGGAGCCCAGCGACACCAUCGAGAAUGUUAAAGCUAAGAUCCAGGACAAGGAGGGGAUUCCUCCAGACCAGCAGAGGCUGAUCUUCGCUGGGAAGCAGCUUGAAGACGGCCGCACUCUCUCUGAUUACAACAUCCAGAAGGAGUCCACCCUCCACCUGGUGCUGCGCCUGAGGGGAGGCAUGCAGAUCUUCGUGAAGACCCUCACUGGAAAGACCAUCACCCUGGAGGUGGAGCCCAGCGACACCAUCGAGAAUGUCAAGGCUAAGAUCCAAGACAAGGAGGGGAUUCCUCCUGACCAGCAGAGGCUGAUCUUUGCGGGUAAGCAGCUGGAAGACGGCCGCACUCUGUCCGACUACAACAUCCAGAAAGAGUCCACCCUCCACCUGGUGCUGCGUCUGAGGGGAGGGAUGCAGAUCUUCGUCAAAACGUUGACCGGGAAGACCAUCACCCUGGAGGUGGAGCCCAGCGACACCAUCGAGAACGUCAAGGCUAAGAUCCAGGACAAGGAAGGCAUCCCCCCUGACCAGCAGCGUCUCAUCUUCGCUGGGAAGCAGCUUGAAGACGGCCGCACUCUGUCCGACUACAACAUCCAGAAGGAGUCCACCCUCCACCUGGUGCUGCGCCUGAGGGGAGGCAUGCAGAUCUUCGUGAAGACCCUCACCGGGAAGACCAUCACCCUGGAGGUGGAGCCCAGCGACACCAUCGAGAACGUCAAGGCUAAGAUCCAGGACAAGGAGGGGAUUCCUCCUGACCAGCAGCGUCUCAUCUUCGCCGGGAAGCAGCUGGAGGACGGCCGCACUCUGUCCGACUACAACAUCCAGAAGGAGUCCACCCUCCACCUGGUGCUGCGGCUCCGAGGAGGAAACUGACCUGCAGGCCCGCCUCUCACUGAGCCAUCCAAGAUGAUUCCAGUGAAGUUUUCCGCAUUCCAGAGUUUUGCUUUUGCUCUUGUUCCAGUAGUUCUGCUCUGCAGCUCAUGUUUGAGAUCAGAUGCUUCAAAAUGUUCAUGAUGCUGAAACCCGAGUGGUUGAAAUGUUUCCUGGAUCCUGCUGCGGUUCUUUGGUUUUACUGUGAUGCUUAAAGCAAAUAAAGAUAUCUUCAGUCACCAA
This is a messenger RNA of Salarias fasciatus (jewelled blenny), 1229 nucleotides long. RefSeq names its product ubiquitin C (gene ubc). The transcript has 2 exons. NCBI's taxonomy places the organism in Eukaryota, Metazoa, Chordata, Actinopteri, Blenniiformes, Blenniidae. Gene Ontology annotation, molecular function: protein binding. The record is from RefSeq and is a predicted model, not a curated record. The coding region runs from base 72 to 989 and encodes 305 amino acids.